Trichomonas vaginalis G3 is the source of this 1179-nucleotide messenger RNA. RefSeq names its product glycerophosphocholine phosphodiesterase protein. NCBI's taxonomy places the organism in Eukaryota, Parabasalia, Trichomonadida, Trichomonadidae. The coding region runs from base 1 to 1179 and encodes 392 amino acids. The record is from RefSeq and is a predicted model, not a curated record. Gene Ontology annotation, biological process: glycerophospholipid catabolic process. Gene Ontology annotation, molecular function: phosphoric diester hydrolase activity. The transcript has a single exon.
AUGUACUCUGUUGUGUUUGUCGAAACUGAACGCUCAGGCGAGUUCGUAUGUGAAGUACCGAUCCCAGGUCUCAAGACAUUUAGUACAAAUCCAUUUUUCAUUGGAAUUUAUACUUUUUACCAACGUCCUAAUAAUUUCGAAUUAAAAGUUCCUUGCACAAUUGGAAAUCAAAAGGGAUAUAUUCUUUUAUAUUCAGAACUCCAAAACGUUGGAUUUUAUCAUUGUCCAGUGUUUUUAGAAGAUGGUGCAAAAUCAAAAUAUUGGUCUAGCUUUGAUAUCCAGCUUGUAACAUCCAAUAUAUCCAAUAUGUAUGCACAUGUCAAAUUAGGAUUUGAUAACUUGCUAUGUAUCGGACAUCGUGGAUUCGGAAUGAACAAAGUUUCUCCAUCUAUCUUGGAGAACACAGUUACUUCAUUUAAUCACGCGAUGAAACAUGGUUCUGAUAUGAUUGAGUUAGAUGUUCAGUUCACCAAAGAUCAAAUCCCUGUAAUUUUCCACGAUUUCACUAUUAAAUGCAACAAAUCGAUUCCAAAUGAAAAGCCAGUAUCAGAAGAGAACGGAAUCUAUGAGUAUGCUGUUUAUCAAUUAACAUUAGAACAGCUUCAUAAUUGGGGAAUUGAAUCAAACUAUAAAACUCCAAUUCCAUCAUUGCAAGAAAUCCUUACUCAAGUUCCAGAGAGUUCCCCCAUGGAUAUCGAAGUUAAAGCAAUUCACGAAGAGAUAAGAUUGUUUAAUAAGGUUGCUUAUCCUGAACGCAACAUGUUUGUUGAUUCGGUUCUUUCCGUUAUUGAUAAGUAUAUCGGUUCCAGGAACAUUAUUUUCUCAACGUUCGACCUAAUGACCGCAAUUAUGUUAAAACUCAAACAGAACAAGUUCCCGGUACUUCAGCUCUCAUGUGUCGAAGAUUUCGAACCAGAGAUUGUUGGAAUGAGCAGAUUAAUGGCUUGCAUCAAUGCUCAUAAGGAUCUCGGAAUUAAUGGAUUCGUUCUUGACAGUGAAUUGGUUCUAAAAUACAAAGACAUGGCCACCAAUAUUGUUAACCAGAACUACGCCCUUUUCACUUAUGGAAAAGGAAAUUAUGAAGAAAAAACUGUUUUGGAACAGUUGAAGAUGGGUGUUCGCGGAAUUUGCACAGACUUCUGCGAACCAAUAUCAAAGGUUGUUCACUCUCAUAUGUAA